AUGUCGGAUGUUAUCGGAAUAGAACAUGACCGUGUGACAAACACAACAUCCACAGAUUUUCCGGGUUAUUCUACCAACGGCGAGCAACAUGCCUGGGACCUCGACACAUUCAAGUCCCAGCUCAGAGUAGAUAUCAAGCAUAUAACUGAGAGAGAAGCCAACUUUGAUUUGAUCAACAUCGAUACAUCGAUAGCCAAUGCCUUUAGGAGAAUAAUGCUUGCUGAGGUGCCCAGUGUCGCUGCUGAGCACGUUUAUGUUUACAACAACACAUCGGUAGUUCAAGACGAAGUCCUUGCCCACCGUAUUGGUAUGAUUCCAUUGAAAGUGGAUCCCGAACUUCUCAGUUGGGUCGAUCCAAAUGCCCCAGAAGAUGGAAAAUUCACAGAUGAUAACACCAUAGUGCUGAGUUUGGACGUUCAGUGCAAGGAGAAGGACAAGACGAUGAGUGUCUACGCCAGGGAUCUGGUAUUCGAGCCCCAAGGAAGACAGGUAGAGGUGUUCGCCGACCAGCCCGUUGUUCCUUGUGAUCCCGAUAUUUUGCUGGUGAAGCUACGUUAUGGCCAGGAGGUGUCGCUGAGAGUUCACUGUAUAUUGGGAUUGGGUUCCGACCACGCCAAGUUUUCGCCUGUCAGUACCGCCUCGUACAGACUGUUACCACAGAUUGACAUCAUACAGCCAAUCACGGGAACGGACGCACAGAAGUUCCAGAAGUGUUUCCCAAGUGGGGUCAUUGGUAUCGACUCAAAGGGCCAAGCCUUCGUUGCGGAUCCUAGAAAAGAUACCGUAUCUAGAGAGGUGUUGAGACACGAUGAGUUCAACGGUAAGGUCAAGCUUGGAAGAAAGAGAACGCACUUCAUUUACAAUGUCGAGAGCACGGGGGCCAUUCCACCGGAAGAGAUCUUCUUCAGAAGUGUGAGGAUCUUGAAAAAUAAGGCCGAGUAUUUGAAGAGUUGUCCGAUAAACUAG
This is a messenger RNA of Kuraishia capsulata CBS 1993, 966 nucleotides long. RefSeq lists its product as uncharacterized. Lineage: Eukaryota; Fungi; Ascomycota; Pichiomycetes; Pichiales; Pichiaceae. The coding region runs from base 1 to 966 and encodes 321 amino acids. The record is from RefSeq and is a predicted model, not a curated record. The transcript has a single exon. Gene Ontology annotation, biological process: DNA-templated transcription. Gene Ontology annotation, molecular function: protein dimerization activity; DNA binding. Gene Ontology annotation, cellular component: RNA polymerase I complex; RNA polymerase III complex.